AUGGCACAACCAGAUAAGACAGAAACACCAAUCAUAUUUGCUCCAAAGACAUUUCAAUUUGAUAAGGAUGAGUUGGAUGAGUCCAAUUUGAAAGAAAAUCCAAUUCAGCUUUUUACACAAUGGUUUGAUGAGGCAAAAGAGUGUCCUACUGAAAAAUUACCUGAAGCAAUUACUUUCUCUUCCGCAGAAUUGCCCUCAGGUAAAGUAAGCUCUAGGGUAUUACUAUUUAAAGAACUUGAUCAAAGAGGUUUUACGAUUUACUCCAAUUGGGGAACUUCUGGAAAAGCUCACGAUAUUAAGACUAACCCAUAUGGAGCUAUUAAUUUCUUCUGGAGAGAUCUACAGAGACAGGUCCGUAUUGAAGGUACUGCCGAAUAUGUGAAUAGAGAAACAUCGGAACGUUAUUUUAAUACUAGACCAAGGGGUUCUAAGAUUGGGGCAUGGUCGUCUCCUCAAUCUCAAGUGAUUAAGAGUAGAGAUCAGCUUGAUAAGUUGAAUAAAGAAAAUACAGAGCGUUUUAAAGACAGCAAAGACGACGAAAUCCCAUGUCCGGAAUACUGGGGUGGUCUAAGAAUUGUUCCAUUGAUGAUUGAAUUUUGGCAAGGUAGACCAAGUCGUUUACACGAUAGAUUCCUAUAUACAAGAGAAUCUGAAAAUGAUCCUUGGAAGGUAGAGAGAAUCGCACCAUAA
This is a messenger RNA of Maudiozyma saulgeensis, 690 nucleotides long. NCBI's taxonomy places the organism in Eukaryota, Fungi, Ascomycota, Saccharomycetes, Saccharomycetales, Saccharomycetaceae. The record is from the annotation of a GenBank genome assembly.